AUCGUCGGGCGAAUCGACCUCGCCGUUGCUCAGACGCCGGAGACGACGACGACGACGAGGAAGAGAUGACGGUGUUCCACUUCCUCAACUGCGCCGUCCUCACCUUCGGCCCCCACGUCGUCUACUACUCCGCCACCCCCCUGUCAGAGUAUGAUACGAUUGGCACUAGUGUAAAAGCAGCUGUUGUUUAUCUUGGAGCAGCACUUGUAAAGCUUGUUUGUUUAGCAACGUUCCUCAAAGUACCUGAUGCGAAUGAUAGCUUUGAUCCCUACCAGGAAUUAAUGAAAAUCCUAAUUGGGUUUAUAGAUGUUGCUGGCCUUUAUUUUGCUAUGACACAGUUGACCCACAGAAACAUCUCCCAGAACCAUAAGUUCCAGGCUGUUGGUCUUGGCUGGGCUUUUGCUGACUCAGUUCUGCACCGUCUUGCACCUCUCUGGAUUGGGGCACGAGGGCUUGAAUUUACUUGGGAGUACAUCUUUCAAGGAGUUGAAGCAAAUGCCAAUCUUGUGAUGACCCUUUCCCUGGCUGCAUUAGGAUCCUUGAUGUGGCUGAGGAAGAACAAACCGAAAACUUUAAUUCCAAUAAUUUAUGCAUGUGCUCUGCUUCUGGCAACAAUGCCAUCAAUCACCAGUUACUUGAGGAGAUCAUUAGAGUGGCAGACUCCCAAGGUGGUCGGCUUCGAGCUCUUUUCCUCGCUGAUUAUGGCUUUCAUCAGCUGGCAGCUGUUCUCUGCUUGUCAGAGGCCGAUGUGAUGAACGGAAGAACUGCAGAAUUUACCAAUUACCAGAGAUUUGACGCUCCUGAGAAGAUCUUUUUGUACUUCGGCAAAAUUAGGAUGAUGCUUUGAGACUUGCAUGUCUCAAUUGCAGAACAUUUUACUUUAUUUGUCGGCUAUACUGCAGAAACACGUGAUCUAAGAUGCCACUACUGUAACAGACGCUCUUCUAAGAAUCGAGCUGUAUCACCA
Molecule: messenger RNA, 967 nt
Organism: Lolium rigidum
Lineage: Eukaryota; Viridiplantae; Streptophyta; Magnoliopsida; Poales; Poaceae
Product: transmembrane protein 147-like
Exons: 7
Coding region: 66-752 (228 amino acids)
Source: RefSeq, a predicted model, not a curated record